AUGGGUGUCCAAGACGUUGUAGCUCGUCUCAACAAAUCAAAGUCAGCAAAUACAUCAAAACCCACAAGCAGCAUUCCACCUGUGCCAAAGAGAAAGAUUGUGAUGACAGUGGAUGACAAGAGACUGCCACCCUCGCCAGCCAUGUCUCCUACAUCCACCAUCGCCAGCAGUAGCAGAAAAGACGAGAAUCCACCCACAGCGAAUGGCAUUGCUUCCAUGAUGCAAAGAUUUGAGCAGAAAUCUCCUUUGCCUACCACCACUACCACCACCGCUACCACCACCACUACCACCACCACUACCACCAAAUUACCAUCUCCUCCAGAAUCACCAUCACCACAACAAAACAAGCUAAAUGUCACACAAAAGCCUAGAGAUGCACAUUCUUUGUUCAAAUUUGACGCAACCGCAUCUGAAAUUGUCGAUCUCUUUCAGUCAUUGCUGGAUCAAAAUGCAGCUGCAGAGGAGUACAUCAAAACACUGAAACAAGAUGUCGAGAAAUACGCUUCAGAUGCCACCAAAGUGAGAGAUUACGAGAUCCGCGUAGAAUACUUGGCACUGAAACUAGAACAAGUGUCGGAAGAGAGAGACUAUUUCGAAAAGGAACUGAAUGAAUUAGCACACAAACAAAAGCAGACUACGGUCAUGUCGAGUCCUUUAUCCCCUGCAUAUAGUCAAAUUGGUCAGCGGGAUAUCGUGAUUGAAGAUGAGCAAAAACUACAGAGCCAAAACAACGAUGCCUAUAUGGCUGACCUGUUGAACGUAUAUGAAGAGAUAUCGGAUCAAGAUGACCAUGAAGGGGGCGACGAUAUGCAACUGUUUGAUGAGCAAAGUGCCAGUCAAAUACAAUCACAGCAAGAAGAGAUUGAGAUACUGAACGACAAGCUGAUUGAAUGUGAUCGAGGUGUUCAAAUCACAUUGAUGAAAUACGUUGCAGACUUGGAAACGCAGAGAUUGGAAGCCAAGGCAUUAAAGCAAGUUGUCAAGAAGCAAGAUGAGCUGAUUACAAAGCUGGAGACCAAGAUCAAAGAGGUUCCAGAGAACCCUGAUGAGCUGCUCAAAGAACAAGUCGAGGUGCAACGUGUGGAACUGGAGAAUAAGCGUGAAUUGCUAGCACAGCUUCUGAACGAAAGAGAAGACUUGCUGAGAAGACUCAACAGCAAUCAACGGAACUCAGUACUAAGGAGAUCUUCGAUUGAACUCUUGACAAACAUCAUCAACAACAGACCUGCUUCAUUCUCUUCUGUGGCAUCAUCUUCUGGUAGAGGAACCCCACCUUUGACAGCCCCACCAAAGCAACCAUUACCACCAUUACCAUCUCCCACAUCAUCAUCUUCUGCUUAA
Molecule: messenger RNA, 1341 nt
Organism: Mucor velutinosus
Lineage: Eukaryota; Fungi; Mucoromycota; Mucoromycetes; Mucorales; Mucoraceae
Exons: 1
Coding region: 1-1341 (446 amino acids)
Source: RefSeq, a predicted model, not a curated record